CUCCGCUUCUCCCUCAUUUCUAAUUUCUUCAUCUUUCUUCUCAACGGCAACUAUCUCCCCCCUCUUACCCCUCUCUCCGCCUCCCCUUCUCUCUCGAUCUCUUGUCUCCUUCGUCUUCCUCAGAAUCUUCACUCUUCCUUUCUCUCAAUUUCUAUUCUCUAAAAUGAAGCAUCCACCCAAGAAACCCUAUCUUGCUAAAUACCCAUCUCGCCGAUCCACUGCCCAUUUUCUAUUCCUUGCGCUAACGGCGCCGGAAUCAAGGGCGGAAGACCCCUAGGAAACCUAUGUCGUCUUCCAAAGAAAAUGCUUCACCGUCAGAUCCCAAAUUCCCAACUCCAUGGUUCCCGAUUCCAAACCCUCGCCGACUAAGUUGAAGAGCCUGCUCCAUCUUCUAACCCACUUAAGCGGAAGCUCAGUAUGGAGACCGUUCCGGAUAAUUCCAUCCCUGGGUUGUCUGAUUCUGUUGCUAAGAUUAGAGAAGAUGUAAAAUCUGGUGUAGAAAAUUUAACAGAGGAGUGUGUAUCCACAAUGGCAGCCGUUACUCGGCUUCUAAUGAAGCUACUGCCAAAAGCUUUAAAUUGCCUUCCGGAUGCACCUCAAAAUCAGCUUCAUUCUUUGUGUUUUCUAAUUUCUAGCUCACUCAAUUCAGCCAUGGAAGUACGGAGAUAUUCCACAUUUUAUAAUGCAAAACCUGAUGAAGCCGGUGAUGGUGUUUGCACAAGAGCUUGGAGAUUCUUUUUAUCUUACUUCACAAUUGACGUUCUUUCAAUUCUUCCACUCCCCCAGGAAUAAAGGAAAAUGAAGUAUAAUCGAAUUUGGAACCUUUGCAAGCAAGGGGAAGUUUUCUGUUCCCUAUCUCUUUUUUUUAUCCUUACAAUCUUGCUUAAAAUGCUUUGAAGACAAAUUAAAGUUUUAAGUGGGGGGUAGGGUUGUAGCUUUGCAUGUUCUAUGUCCUUUGGGAAAUUUUCAUUUUGCCAAAAAUGUCCAAAUUUUAAACUUUUUCAAUUUCUUUAUUCUUAAAAUAAAUACCAUGUCU
Messenger RNA from Cucumis melo (muskmelon), 1036 nucleotides. RefSeq lists its product as uncharacterized. Bases 418 to 792 code for a protein of 124 amino acids. The record is from RefSeq and is a predicted model, not a curated record. NCBI's taxonomy places the organism in Eukaryota, Viridiplantae, Streptophyta, Magnoliopsida, Cucurbitales, Cucurbitaceae. The transcript has 5 exons.